Molecule: messenger RNA, 6925 nt
Organism: Vanrija pseudolonga
Lineage: Eukaryota; Fungi; Basidiomycota; Tremellomycetes; Trichosporonales; Trichosporonaceae
Gene: mip-1
Product: DNA polymerase gamma, mitochondrial
Exons: 5
Coding region: 86-4576 (1496 amino acids)
Biological process (GO): mitochondrial DNA replication
Cellular component (GO): gamma DNA polymerase complex; mitochondrion
Molecular function (GO): DNA-directed DNA polymerase activity; DNA binding; 3'-5' exonuclease activity
Source: RefSeq, a predicted model, not a curated record
AGAAUCACAUCUUUGCAUACACCCUCUUCUCACACGACAACCAGCGAGCGACUAGAAAGGCAACGAGAACGACGCGCCCAGUAUCAUGUCCCGGGCCCUCGUCGAGGUCUCGCGCCUCACAAGGCCAGCGAGGCUCCGAUGCCGCCCUUCCCUCGGGACACUCCCCUCCAUCGCGCCUUGCUCGACCCAAUCGCUGUCCCGAGGACUGAAGACGACUUCGGUUCGGCGUGAGGAGCUUGCAGAGAAGUCUCUGCCACCAGCAUCCGCCGCUCGCCGAACCUCGGUACGCGGCUCUGCCGAGCGGAGAGACUACGAGGCGAGCCUGCAGCUGUCACGCGAGCUCGACGCGCUCGACGCGGCGACACAUGCCGACGCCAUGAGGAAAUCCAAGCUGCCAAGCCUGCUCAAGGUCAUGACCUCCGAUCUGAAACCUUUCAUGUCGGGAUCUGGCACAGACGCAGGGGCCAGCGCCGAGGCUGGACCCUCGAAGCAGCCCUUCACCGCCCACGCGCCGCUUCCUUCGCGCAAGGGCAAGGAGCGAGCCGUCGAGUUCUCGGAGGCCGCGGAGGUCGAAGCCAAGUCCGAGACCAAGCGGAAGUCCAAGGCGAAGGCCGCACCCCGCCACAACCCUGUCGGUGUCCAGCUGCUCUCCGAACACAUGCACGCGCAGCUCUUUCCCGGAGAGCCGCUGCCCAAGGUCCCUGACAAUCUUCUGGCCAUUUCCAAAGACCACUUGCGGAUGCACGGCCUGUCGCCUGAAGGUGCCGCAGUGCUCCCGGAGAUCUCCUUCGACAUGCCCGCCCUGGAAGGAGGAAAUAUCCGCCAACACUUCCACGCGCUGGGGAACCACGCAGCCGAGCCGUAUCUUUCCAUGGCGAAGGACUUUGCCCAACUCGACCUUCCCCCGAUGCCUCCACAGUGGGUUGUGGACCGACCAGGGUGGACUCGGUACGCUGCCGACGGCAGCACAUCGGCCGUCGACAGCCUCGACGGCGAGACGAUUGUUUCAUUUGACGUUGAGACGCUAUGGAAAGUUUCGCCAUAUGCUGUCAUGGCUACAGCUGCGAGCAAGGACGCAUGGUACUCUUGGCUCAGCCCUAGUGUGUUCGAGGAUUCGCCAACCACGGGGACCGAAGCCGGAAGCAAGCCCGUGUGGGACAAGAGCACACCAGAGACAUGCCCUCGUACCCUUAUCCCGCUGUUCAAGGGCAGCAAGACGCCAGCCAUCGCCAUUGGCCACAAUGUAGGGUACGACCGUCAGCGUGUGGCGGAAGAAUACUGCCUUGAAGGCACACAGACACGCUGGCUCGACACUCUGUCGCUCCACGUUGCCACACGGGGCAUUACGUCGGUCCAACGAGCGGCAUGGAUGAAAUACCGAAAGAACAAGGUCAGCAAGGCCGAGCAGCGUGCCGAAACCGCAGAGUUCUUGCAGGAAGAAGCCGAAAAGAACGGCGAUAGCCUGCUGGCCCAGAGUCUUGCCGAAUGGAACGACGGCGCCGACGAGGCCGAGGCCGGAGCGAUCAAGACUUGGGAAGAAGUCACAUCUGCCAACUCGCUCGCCGAUGUGGCGGCGCUCCACUGUGGCAUCAAGGUCGACAAGAGUAUUCGUGACCGGUUCGGCGACGACAGCAUCAAACAUGCGUCCGAGUUGCGACCCGAGCUCGCCGAGCUGCUGACGUACUGUGCCAACGACGUCCUCACCACCCACAAGGUGUACAAAGAAGUCCUGCCGCUCUUCUUGAACUCGUGUCCUCACCCCGUGUCCUUCUCGGGCAUGCUCACCAUGGGCAGCGCAUUCCUGCCUGUCGACGAGCAGUGGAAAGAGUAUCUCCGCAACGCGGAGACCAAGUACCAGGAGCUCAAUGAAGGCGUUCGACAGGCCCUCCGACAUCUGGCGGACAACGUCAGGCUUGCGGGUCCAAAGGACGACGACCCGUGGAUUUCGCAGCUCGACUGGACGCCAAAGGCUGCGAGAUGGGUGGAUGAGUCUGGUGCUGUGGCCCAGAGCGCCCCAGUUACCAAGGCGAAAGCGAGCAAAGCUUCCUCGAAAGCCCUGCAGCCCCGCUGGUACACGGCCCUUGCGGAGCCCUCCGACCUCGCCACCAACCACUCCCAACGCUAUCUCCUCCCUCUUCUCAUGCGCAUGUCGUUCCGCGGUUACCCGGUGUACUACCUACACGACCACUACUGGUGCUUCAAGGCGCCGUUAGAGGCCGUCGCCGACCUCUGCUCCAUCCACGGCGCGCCGGUAGAGCUGUCACCCAAGGACGCAGCGUUGGAGCCACUACUCGACGACGCAGUCUUCUUCCGUGUCCCAUUGCAUUCCGAAGCGCGGCGAACCAAGCUUGUGGGCAAGGGCGUCAGGAAGGACGUGGGGAAUGGCCUCCUCACGAGCCCGUACACCGAUCUGCUGCGCCGCCUGACGUCGGCUGGACCGGACGCGGUUGUGGACCAGCUGAUGACCUGUGCGAGGGAUAUGCUCAAGGACGGCCGUGACACCGAAUGGGGCGCACAGCUGGACUGGACGGUCGAGUCGUCUUCAGCCGCGUCCUCGAGCUCCUCUGCGACACCCAAGCUCUCACUGAAGCGUGCCCCCCAUGGCACCUGGCCAAAGUGGUACUGGGAUCUCACCGUCGCGCCGACCAACAACAAGGUCGCUCAGGGUGAACUUGACCUGUCCACUCGGAAAUCGGUCUCCCCACUUCUGCUUCGGAUGCAGUGGCAGGGCUACCCGCUUGCCAUUAGCAAGGAGCACAAGUGGCUAUACCGCGUGCCGGUGACAGAAGCAAGCAGCGACCCAGAGUCAGCCGUUUCUAUCCUUAAGGCUGUCACCAUCAAUGGCGUCAAAGGCGACGAACAUCUCGCCAACGACAAAACGCACCUGUACUUCAAGAUCCCCCACAAGGAUGGCGAAGGUGCCAACGUCGGGACGCCAUUAUCCAAGGCGUUCUUAAAAGCCACUGAGAACGGCAUCCUCACCUCAGCGCUGGCUUCCGACCCUGACCCCGAGGUCGCCAACGCCGCGUCCGCUGCGAUGAACAUGAAUGCCCUCUGCAGUUACUGGAUCAGCUCGCGUGAGCGCAUCAUGGAUCAAUUUGUGGUGUACCGCGAUCCAUCGCGAGGCAUGAUCCUGCCACCGGUCAUCACAAUGGGGACGGUCACACGCCGCGCAGUCGAAGCGACAUGGCUUACGGCGUCAAACGCGAAGAAGAACCGCGUUGGAUCCGAGCUCAAGGCCAUGGUGCGCGCACCGCCCGGUUAUGCCAUUGUCGGCGCCGACGUCGACUCUGAGGAACUGUGGAUCUCGAGCGUGAUGGGCGACUCGCAGUUUGGCACUCAUGGCGCCACCGCGAUCGGCUGGAUGACCCUCGAGGGGACCAAGUCUGCUGGCACCGACCUGCACUCGAAGACUGCCAACAUUUUGAACAUUUCGCGCGAUGGCGCAAAGGUGUUCAACUACUCGCGCAUCUAUGGUGCAGGCAAGCCCCAUGCGAUCCAGCUGCUCCUCCAGGGCGACGGCAAACUGUCGAAAGAAGACGCGGACACCCUCGCGACCAACCUCUACAAGCAGACCAAAGGCGCCAAGGCCUUUGGUGGGAGAAAGGGCCAGCCCGGCAAGACGAACUACCUCUGGCAUGGCGGCUCUGAAUCCUAUCUGUUCAACACCCUCGAAUCCAUUGCACUGAUGGACCGGCCGACAACCCCUGCUCUGGGCUGCGGCGUGACGCGUGCGCUGCGCAAGUCGUUCCUUGACGCCGGGCACAGCUACCUGCCGUCGAGAAUCAACUGGGUCGUGCAGUCGUCUGGCGUCGACUACCUGCACCUGCUCAUCGUGUCAAUGGACUACCUCAUCAAGAAGUACGGUAUCAAGGCGCGGUAUCUUAUCUCGGUGCACGACGAGGUGCGGUACUUGGCUGAAGAGGACGACAAGUACCGUACUGCGCUGGCACUGCAGAUCGCCAACGCAUGGACGCGCGCCCUGUUCUGCUUCAACCUUGGCCUGGACGACAUGCCGCAAGGCAUUGCGUUCUUCUCUGCGGUUGACGUGGACCACAUUCUGCGCAAGGAGACGGACAUGACGUGCGUGACGCCAAGCCACCCGUCAGCCCUGGACUGCGGCGAGAGCCUCGACAUCAACGCUGUGUUGGAGCGCACUGGUGGCGGCAAGCUAGGCCGAGUAGUUGACAAGCGUCCCUUCGAGCGCGUGGCCGACCCUGGGCCGCCGGUGUCCAUCUUUGGCGAUAUCCAGUCACCGUCGCAUGCGCGCUUCCUCUCAGCACAGGCGAGCACCAACGGCGCAGGCGCGAGAGGUUGGCUUGCCAAGCAGGCGCCGCUGGACGACAGCCCAAGUGGUGGCGGAGACGACAGCGGCGGCAGUGGAGCCGUGUUCGCGCCUGCGCCAAAGAAGCGGGCGUCCCGCAAACCCAAGGCGGAGGUGUACGUCCAACUUGGGGACGACGAACCAGUGUACGACGCGUACGAGGCGCACGGGCACAGCUCGUGGUCCGACGCCGACCUGUCCGAGGCGCUGCGUCAUCUCAGUGUCCGCGGACCAGACAAAAUCAGGUGGUAGUAACAGCAUGAUGCAUCUUGCCCAAUGAAAUAGCAGUAAUGGUACAUGAGAUGGCGCGUGGCCUGUAGUAGCAGUUGUCUCCUCUAGAAAAGCUUGCGGAUCGGCUCGAUGAUGGCGCCGGGCUUCUUGACGACGCGUGGGAUAGUCUGGCGCUGGAAUCCGGCGCGCGAGUUCCACUCGCCACCAACGGGGUUCUUGAAGCUGGCCUCGUACUGCGCGACCGAGGUGAAGGGGUAGGGCAGGUCCUUGGGGAGGAAUGCAGCGGCCUUCUUCUCCUUCUUCUCCGAGAUGAUAACGUUGGAGCGUCCAGCAUCCUUGCGGUCCUGCUCCUCGACGCCGGCAGUCGUCUUGAGGAACCGCGCCGGUGUGGGGUUCUUGCGCGCCUUGACGCCCUUGCCGCCCCAGCUGCCCCAGCCGGCGAGCGUCGUGUCCUCGACCUUGGGCGCGUCGGCCGCCACCUGCGCCGCCUUGGCCGCGGCAAAGUCGGCCACGACGUCGUCGCCUGCGAACGCUUCGGCGACGAGCGAGCGCUGCGCAAACGCCUUGACACCGGAAAUGGGGAGGAGCUCCUCGGCGUCGUCCUCCGAGUCCGACUCGGCUGCAGCGGGCUUGGCCUUGGCCGCCGCCUUCUUCGCCUUGGCCUUGGGCGCCACGUCAAUGUCUACCCGGUCGUCGUCGUCGUCGGCCUCGGCGCCCUUGGCGGCCUUCUUGAACACGCGCACGGCGCGUGCUUCGGCGCUGUUGCUGAUGGUGUUGCGUUUCCUUGAUGGGCCGGAGGACGCCGCGCCGUCGAGCCAUGGGUUGACGUCGCCGAGGAAACCGGGGGCAGGCGACGGGCUGCGAGCCGGUGCUGCCGGUGCGGACGGCGUCGACUUGGUGACCUUGGCCUUGGACGCUGGUGCUGGUGCCGCAGCACCCGCAGGGCCAGAGAACACCAUGCGUCCCUCACCGAGCUUGAUGACCUCGGCCUCCUCGUCUUCGCUCCCGCUCUCGUUGCGCUCUCCGCCGAACAUCUCGAUCUCCUUCCGCAGCUCGGCCUCAGCCUCGGCGACCUUCUUGAGCUCGCGCUCCGCCGCCUUCUGCAUGAACGCCAUCUGCAUCAGCCCCUUCUUGGGCUGGGGCUCGGCAGCGACCUUGGCGUCCAGAGCAGCGAGCUGGUCGAACGCGCGGGUCUUGAUCUCGUCCUCGUCAAGGUCCUCGUCGUCGUCGUCAGACGCCUCCGAGUCCGACUCCUCGUCGUCCGAGCCCUUGCCGUGGAUCUUGCGCUGGAGGCGCUGCUUAAUGCUAAGCAUCUCCUCCUUGGCACGGCGCUUCUCCUCAAACUCAUCCCCGUCGCCGCCGACGUCGCGUGCCCAGCGGCCCGAACGAGCUCCGUGGCGCAGCGUCGCGCGCUCGAGGGCACGUUGCCGCUCCAGCCGCUCGAUCUCGGCCUCGGCAGCCUCUGGGUCCAGCCGCUCCAGGUCCUCGAGCGAGAUACCCUGGUCGGCGUCGGCUGCCGCCGCCUUGGCGUCACGCUUGCGGGCAAGCUUGCGGAAUGUCUUGGACUUGAUCUUGGACACACGCUUCGCCUUGGCCUCGGCGCGGAACAUGAGCUCGCGCUGGUGACGCAGCUCGGCGCGGCGCUCGGCAAUCUCCUCGACGGUGAGGUCCUGUCCGCGAAGUGCGGCGUCCUCGGCGGCGGUGACACCCUUGUCGGUCAGGUUGGCCUUCGACAGCAACGCCUGGACCGCUGACUCGUGCUCGUUCUCGGGCUUGAAGGUCGCAACGAGCUCACCCGCGGACUUGACACCGCCGCGCUCCUUGGCUUGCAGAGGGAAGGAGAGGUGCUCGGCCUCCUUGACGCGCUUCAUCAGGCCAGACCACUUCUGGCCCUCCUCCUUGGUCUUCUCGUACGCCGCCUCACGGCCGAGGCGCUCCUGCACCACAGUGGGGAGGGGUGCGGAGAGCACGCCGCCCUUGAGGACCGAAGUCGCCUUCUUCUCGCCCUUGGUGGGGAGAAGAGCCGAGGCGCCAGCGAGCGCGGGGUUGGACGAGAUGAGCGAUGCGAGGUCGACCUUGGUUUUGCUCUUGAGAGCGAGGUCGCCACCGUCAGACAGACCAGGAGCAGAGACAACAGGGAGCACACGGCGCUUCUUGCCCUUGUCCACGACCUCUUCCUCCUCCUCAUCCGCCUUGCGCUUCUUGUCGGCCGAGGUGAGCUUGUCGACGAACGAGUCGAGGCCGUCGAGGUCGUCGUCUUCGUCGUCGUCCGAGAGGUCGGACGGGAGUUCUGGGUCCGAGUUGUCGUCUUCGUCGUCCUCCUCCUCCUCCUCCUCAUCCUCCUCAUCCUCCUCAUCCUCGUCCAUCUCC